This is a messenger RNA of Danaus chrysippus (African queen), 2745 nucleotides long. The record is from the annotation of a GenBank genome assembly. Lineage: Eukaryota; Metazoa; Arthropoda; Insecta; Lepidoptera; Nymphalidae.
AUGGAAGUGGCCGGUCAAUGGCGUCGAGAGUGGGCUGGUACAGCGGAAUAUGGGAAGGUUAUCGAAGGUGGUGUGACGAGACGUGUAGCCCGAGCCAUGGAAGUAUUGAACGCUAGCGCUCCUGGGGCUAGCGUGCGGGUCAUGCGCGCCGCCUACCAUUCGUCAUCCGGUCCUGGAGCACCCACUGCCUCCUAUUUGAUGCACUCUUCCAGACAAGUCCUAUCAUCGGGUUAUAAUUUCCUAGAACCACCGUCACUGCCAACAAAACCACUGGAAAUAUCCUCAACGCCGCUGUAUUCAUCACCCGACAGUGAAACGGAAAAUUAUAAAGUAACAGAACCAGAUGACUUUGAAAUAUCUGAACCUUCGAAAUGGAGGAGAUCCACCGGGGCAAGUUCUAUUCGGAUGCCCAGCGAAGAAUCUUCAUCGGCAGAUACCGCGAGUAUAAUUGAUCUCGAUUCAAGUGAUGAAUGGAAUAACAGAAGAAAAAGUUACAGCUUCGAGGACACGUCACCAAUGAAAAAGAUCAAUGACGUUAUCAACUUCAGUAUAGAUUCAUCAACUGACAGUGGAAUCUGCAAGUCAACAGAAUUAUUUAAUGAUUCUAAUAAUUCUACGAUCCUUAAAAGUAAUGAACAUUUUGAACAUACAUCCGAAAUAAAACAAGACUUUAAAAACUGGCUUACGAAAAAUAGACGGAAUACGUAUAAAGAAAUCAAAAUGUCGCCACCGAAAAGUGUCCAUAUUGAUAGAGAUGACAGUAAUAUAACACUGGGAUCUACUGGAAAAGUGACAAUAACUCUGCCUGUAGACGUAACGUACUCGGAGCAGUAUGAGAAUCAAUCUAAAUCAAGCGAUGAAAAUGACCGUAAAACUAAAAAAGUCGAGUUUUGCAAGACAGAGCUACAUUUCACAGCAGACACAGGCGAUAAUGACGAGAAUACAGCAGCUACAAAAGGUAUUCUCAAAAACAAAAUUCCGAAGCCCAAACCAUAUCUUUUGGGUGAGAACAUGGCAUUUGGGACUUCAAAUAAUCAAAAGACUGACGAUUUUGAGAAAUCUGGCACAGUGCUAAGUGCAGUUUCUUUGAUAAAUAGACAGUUGCAGGCUGAGAGGCGAUACAGUAACGACACAACCUCCAGCGUUGCAAGCGAUCUGGAUUUGAGCCCUCAUAUAAAUAAACCAUACAGGACACCAACUAAAGAUCCGCAACUACGAGGCAGCUCGAAUCAAAAAUUUUCUACACGUAGUUUGGAAUCAUCAAUUCAGUAUGAUUCGAAAAUAAGUUCAAAACCAUCAUCUAUAUCACCAACGCCGAGCAGGAGUCAAAUAAGAGAACUUCGUGGCAGUGAAUUAGCCUACUUUGGCAUUUCGAAAGACCAAAAUAAUACAUUUGACCAUAACCAAGAUAAUUUACAAGAAGAAAUACUACAUUCUGUAAAAUUAGUUCAAAAAAUAACAAACAGUGUUUGCAAUAGCGAAGCAGAGUCUGACGAUGGGCACGAUUAUCAGAAUGUUUCUACAAGUUAUGAUCUUAAAAAGCAACCCAUUCCCACCCCCAAACCAAGGACUAAAUACAGUGAUGUGAAUGGAAAAAUUACAGAAAACAGAGUAUUACGGUCUAUUACAGAACAAGAAAUAGAUUUAGAAGUGUCAUCCAAAAUAAACAAAAAUAAUCUUAAUAAUCCAAAAGAAAGCAUACAUCCACCUCGAGAUAAAAACAGAAACACGGUCAAUAAAGAGAACAUUGUUAUGCAAAAGAGUACGAGGAAAACUACUUCAGAAAAUUCUUCUUUCCUAAAAAAAGAUAAUCAUUCUUUGAAGAGAGACAAAGAGACGAAUAAUAACAUUAAUAAAUAUGGACAUCUUAAGUUAGAGAGAAAAACGUCACGAAAAGAAACUAAAAAGCCGGAGUCACCGAUAUACGUUAAUGUGGAUACAAAAAAACAUCCCCCUGAAAGAGUAAGGAAACCAUCACAGGAUUUGAACGCCAAGCAAAAAAUUAAAAGUGAGAAACGAGAAUCUGCUAAUUCCAGAAAAGACGAGAAAGAACGUAUAUAUUCAAUAAAACCGACUGAGCCUGUUGACAAAAACAAAGAAAACCAUUACAAAGAGAAUAAAGAAAAAUACGAAGGUAAACGAGAUCAACAGACGCCAUUACUAAAAAAACGUGCACAAAAACGAACCGAGAAACUUUGUACUCCAGAAAACCCUCCUAAAGAUUCUGUCAGGCAAUCUUUAUCUACGGAAAAAAAAGCUUCACCAAGAAUAGAUGACCUAAACUAUAAAUCAACUAACAACGGCUCUUUAAAUAAAAAUUAUAUCCGCAGUACCACCAAUAAUUCUGCAGAAAACGGAAGCUUAUCAAGAAAUGAAAAGAAAUUGAAAAACGAUUACUCUAAAAGUGACACGAUAAAAAUUCCAAAAAUUACCACGGUCCAUAAACAAAUUCUAAGCGACAACACAUCAAGCAGCAAGAAAACGUCAAAAUCUCAUCGUGACACAUUGAAUUCUCAACAAUCAUUACAAUCGAAUCAAAACAAAUCGAGUAACGUAAAGAUCGAUAAAUCAAUAAAACCUCAUCGUAGCAAAUACGUUAUAAAUUACGAUGAUAAAAAUGGAACAGUGUCAUCUGUUUGCAAAAUUAAAACUGGUCCCGGUACGUAUAAAAGAAAAAUUAUCCCUAUAGAAAGUAAAGAUCACGAACCAACUAAAGGUUUAAACAGAAUAGCCCUGCGUAAGUAA